This is a messenger RNA of Akanthomyces muscarius, 1380 nucleotides long. RefSeq lists its product as uncharacterized. Gene Ontology annotation, molecular function: calmodulin binding; ATP binding; calcium/calmodulin-dependent protein kinase activity. The record is from RefSeq and is a predicted model, not a curated record. NCBI's taxonomy places the organism in Eukaryota, Fungi, Ascomycota, Sordariomycetes, Hypocreales, Cordycipitaceae. Bases 1 to 1380 code for a protein of 459 amino acids. The transcript is spliced from 2 exons. Gene Ontology annotation, biological process: protein phosphorylation; cellular response to oxidative stress.
AUGGCAACCGAGCAAGCAGCUGUGUCGCCGCAGCCAGUGGUCCAGCCCUGUCGCUACAAAGUCGGAAAGACGCUCGGCGCUGGCUCGUACUCGACGGUCAAGGAAUGCGUCCACAUCGACACCGGCCGAUACUAUGCCGCCAAGGUCAUCAACAAGCGCCUCAUGGCUGGGCGAGAGCACAUGGUGCGAAACGAGAUUGCCGUGCUGAAAAAGGUUUCGAUGGGCCACCAGAACAUCCUCACGCUGGUCGACUACUUUGAGACGAUGAACAACCUCUACCUGGUGACGGACCUCGCGCUGGGCGGCGAGCUCUUUGACCGCAUCUGCCGCAAGGGGUCGUACUUUGAGUCCGACGCCGCCGACCUCAUCCGCGCGACGCUGUCGGCCGUCGCCUACCUUCACGACCACGGCAUCGUGCACCGCGACCUCAAGCCCGAGAACCUGCUGUUCCGCACGCCCGAGGACAAUGCCGACCUGCUCAUCGCCGACUUUGGCCUCUCGCGCAUCAUGGACGAGAGCCAGUUCCACGUGCUCACCACGACGUGCGGCACGCCCGGCUACAUGGCACCGGAAAUCUUCAAGAAGACCGGCCACGGCAAGCCCGUCGACCUGUGGGCCCUCGGCGUCAUCACCUACUUUCUGCUCUGCGGCUACACGCCCUUUGACCGCGACACCGAUUUUGAGGAGAUGCAGGCCAUCCUCAAGGCCGACUACUCCUUCACGCCCGUCGAGUACUGGCGCGGCGUCUCCUCGCACGCCAAGGAGUUCAUCAAGCGCUGCCUCACCAUCGACCCCUCGAAGCGCAUCACCGCCCACGAGGCCCUCCAGCACCCCUUCGUCACCGCCGACGCGCCCACCGACGGCGCCGGCGAGAACCUCCUGCCCACCAUCAAGAAGAACUUCAACGCGCGCCGCACGCUGCACGCCGCGAUUGACACGGUCCGCGCGAUCAACAAGCUGCGCGAGGCGCAGAAUCUCAUGAUGGACGGCGCGCGCUCGAAGGAGCCCUCGCGCGACACGCAGACGCCCACGCCGGCGAAUCCCACCGGCGCCGCAGCCGUCCCGCCCACGACGACCAAGCAGGAAGACAGCGGCUUCGCCAUGGGUCCGCCGCCACCACCGAAGCCAGCCGCGCCCACCUUGCGCGAGACAAAAGACAGCGGCUACUCGACACAGCCCGAGGGCGGCGGAACCCCCCCGGGGCCGGCGGCGGCAAAGGCGGGCAGCAGCAGCAGCGGCGGCGACGGCGACGGCGACGUGGCCAUGGGGGGCACGACGCCGCGGAGCGGCUUCCCCGCCGCGCUGCAGCCGGGCAACAUCGCCAACAAGGUGAUUCAGACGAGCAAGGGGCUCUGGGGCGGGUCACCGGUGCGAGAUUAA